Girardinichthys multiradiatus is the source of this 1716-nucleotide messenger RNA. RefSeq names its product ufm1-specific peptidase 2 (gene ufsp2). NCBI's taxonomy places the organism in Eukaryota, Metazoa, Chordata, Actinopteri, Cyprinodontiformes, Goodeidae. The coding region runs from base 135 to 1535 and encodes 466 amino acids. The record is from RefSeq and is a predicted model, not a curated record. The transcript is spliced from 12 exons.
CAAAUUGAGCCAAUAGAAAUAUGCGUUCAAAGACACGUUGAUCAGUUUGCUGUUGUAGAAAAGCCAGUUAGUUUCCUGUGUUUGGAUCUAGGGAGCUGGAUGAAUACUUUCGCAUCCUCAAAGUGACUUAAAUCAUGGUACUUGUUGACUCCGAGUCGGCGGUCAUUCUUCGGCUCAGAGGGCCGCUGGAGCUGAAGUGUCAGCUGGACAGCACGGAUGCGGUGCUCAUGCAAAAAGCCAUCUCCAGGACAUUUGAGGCGCUUCGUUUGCAGGUUAAAUCAGAAGCCUGUGUCCUGGCAGUCUGCGACAGUCCUGUUCUCAUUUGGCCAAACAAAUGGGUUUUUGAAGAAAUAACUCCAGACACACCAUGCGAAGACAUAUUUCAGUGGAUACAAACAGAUGACCAAGAGACCGGUGGGAAGAGAAAAACAAAAAAGAAAAACAGAAAAGGUUUGUUAGUGAGUGUCAUAAACCUCUCUCUGAUGAUGGAGGUGACAAAGCCAGGCCCCCUCACUGCUCCAAUCCUCACUAGAACAGUCCAGAAAUCCCACUUUCUGCGUGCAACUCUUCCAAUGGACUGCGCUGUACGCAGCAGCUGCGGCGACACCAUCAACAAUGGCUGUGGACGGCUGCUGGAGGCACUGGAUCGCCAGUUGUUUGAGAUGGAGAAGGUGACUCUACAACAUAUGAGGGGGGCAACACUGCUUGUCCCAGAACCCCUUAACUUCCUCCUUCCAGAGCCAAAUGGACUGGUGACGGUGGCUUUUCCUAGAGGAGUACCGGAUAAAGAACUGGAAGCACGGCGUAGGGAGUUGCACGAACAGUUCGAGCUUCCAGGCGACAGGCCUUACUUCAGAAGAGCAAAUGCUUACCACUUUCCAAAUGAGCCCUACAAAGACGGUUAUCUCCGAAACCCUCAUGCAGUUCUCACACACCCCACCCUUGAUAAUGGAAAGGUGUACUUUGUCCAGGGAAUCUACAGCUACCACCACUAUAUGCAGGACCGCUUGGAUGACAAUGGCUGGGGCUGUGCCUAUCGUUCUCUGCAGACCAUCUGCUCCUGGUUCCAGCAGCAGGGUUACGUAGAGCGCUGUGUGCCCAGUCACAAAGAGAUUCAGCAGGCUUUGGUGAAUGUUGGAGAUAAGCAGUCAUCUUUUGUGGGGUCCCGUCAGUGGAUUGGAUCCAUUGAGGUUCAAGCGGUUCUGGACCAUCUGCUUGGAGUCACGUCCAAAAUCAUGUUUGUGAGUCAGGGUUCUGAGUUGGCAUCCAAGGGCAGAGAACUGGCCCAUCAUUUUCUGUCUGAAGGAACUCCUGUCAUGAUUGGUGGGGGGGUUUUGGCUCACACUAUCUUGGGCGUAGCUUGGAGUGAGACCACCGGGGAAAUCCGCUAUCUCAUCCUAGAUCCGCAUUACACUGGAGCAGAGGACCUUCAGGUUAUCACAGAGAAGGGCUGGUGUGGCUGGAAAGGGCCAGACUUUUGGGAUCAAACCGCAUAUUACAACCUCUGUCUACCCCAGAGGCCGAGGGUGAUCUGAGCUCGAGCAGACUUGUAGUUGGACCUCACUUCUUUAAAUCAUUUUGGCCAAUCUAGUAAUCACAUAACCUGAAAUAAAUGUUGAUAUUUUGUCCGUUUCAAAGAAUUGUCUCAAUCGUUUAGGAAAAUAAAAGUUGGAUCAGUUUUAUUCAAGUAGUCAGUAAAAAUAUAAUUUUAUCUUA